Molecule: messenger RNA, 1485 nt
Organism: Lonchura striata (white-rumped munia)
Lineage: Eukaryota; Metazoa; Chordata; Aves; Passeriformes; Estrildidae
Source: RefSeq, a predicted model, not a curated record
CCAGGUGAUCCCAUUGUUGGGGGCUCAGGACAUGUCAGGGAAUGCUUUUCCAUCAUUUCCCUCCACUUUCCACCUACGCCCUCCUUUCCCUGGUGCUGACCGUCUCCCAUCUCCUCCUCCCCUCUCCAGGGCUAACCUGGUGGACCUGCAGAAGAAGCUGGAGGAGCUGGAGUUGGAUGAGCAGCAGAAGAAGCGCCUGGAAGCUUUCCUGACACAAAAAGCCAAAGUGGGGGAGCUGAAGGACGAUGACUUCGAGAGGAUCUCCGAGCUGGGCGCUGGCAAUGGCGGGGUGGUCACCAAAGUGCAGCACAAACCCUCAGGGCUCAUUAUGGCACGGAAGCUGAUCCAUUUGGAAAUCAAGCCAGCCAUCAGGAACCAGAUCAUCCGGGAGCUGCAGGUGCUGCACGAGUGCAACUCCCCCUACAUCGUGGGGUUUUACGGAGCCUUCUACAGCGACGGGGAGAUCUCCAUCUGCAUGGAGCACAUGGAUGGUGGCUCUUUGGAUCAAGUACUGAAAGAAGCCAAAAGAAUUCCUGAGGAAAUCCUGGGCAAAGUCAGUAUAGCGGUUCUACGGGGCCUGGCCUAUCUGCGGGAGAAGCACCAAAUCAUGCACAGAGAUGUGAAACCCUCCAACAUCCUGGUGAAUUCCCGAGGGGAGAUUAAGCUCUGUGAUUUCGGGGUCAGCGGGCAGCUCAUUGACUCCAUGGCCAACUCCUUUGUGGGAACUCGGUCCUACAUGUCUCCCGAGCGCCUGCAGGGCACGCACUACUCGGUGCAGUCGGACAUCUGGAGCAUGGGGCUGUCCCUAGUGGAGCUGUCGAUCGGAAGGUACCCAAUCCCCCCGCCAGACUCCAAGGAACUGGAAGCAAUUUUUGGCCGUCCUGUGGUGGACGGGGCGGAGGGAGAGUCCCCCAGCAUCUCGCCGCGGGCCAGGCCCCCAGGACGCCCCGUCAGUGGCCACGGGAUGGACACCAGGCCUGCCAUGGCCAUCUUUGAGCUGCUGGAUUACAUCGUUAAUGAGCCACCUCCCAAGCUGCCAAGUGGAGUCUUCACACAAGAUUUCCAGGAGUUUGUAAAUAAAUGCUUAAUUAAAAACCCAGCAGAACGAGCAGAUCUGAAGAUGCUGAUGAGCCACACGUUCAUCAAGCGCUCCGAGGUGGAGGAGGUGGAUUUCGCGGGCUGGCUGUGCCGGACGCUGCGGCUGAACCAGCCCAGCACUCCCACCCGAGCUGCCAUGUGAGCCCGGCCUGGCACUCCUGCCUCUGGCACCGCUUCCUCUCCUCCUUCCUCCCUCCCAGCCCGCCGAGCCCCAGCGCCAAAAGAGCUCCGGCCCCCCGAGCGGCUCCAUCCUCCGGGAUCGGUCCCUUCGGAUCCGGGGGUGCUCCAGGCCUCUGCUCCAGCUCUGGAGCUCCUGACACUUGGGAAUUGUGGUGCUGCUUAUGUUGGUUUUUUUCUUUAUUUUGGGUUUAUUUUUGUUUUGGUUCG